GAAGGGAUUGAAUAUCCAUUUGUUGUAAAACAAAAGUCUGGUUUUAGUUCUAAACCCGUUUCUCCAUGUGGAUGUUGAUCUUUUUUUUUUUUUUCCCCCUUUUCCUUAAAGGUAGGGAGUGUUUUUAGUUGUACUACAUUUUUUAAUAACUCCUAUUUGGUAUUUAAAACAUCCAUCUUUUAUUUUAUUUUUAAGGGACAUAUUUUUAAGCAAGUGUAAAAGUGAAACAUUAUCUCCCUCAUAUUCAUCAGAUCUUACUUAUCAAUUGUAUUCUGUAAACAGAUUUCCCUUCCAUUGUGUAAAAGUUUUUUUUUUUUUUUUUUUUUUUUUUUUUUAAUGCAGCAUCAGGGUCUUAGAUGAAUAUAGACUGUUUACUCUACAGAGUAAAACCAUUACUAUGCAAAAAUUCUGGGGUGUUUGCUGGUGUUAAUCAUUCCUUACUGAUAACUGUAGGGUAUUGGUGACAGAUUUUUAUUUGCAUUUGAAGUAUGGUGCUGAGCCAUAGGUGGUUGCUAAGAGUUGUCAGAUGACACUUGCUCACAUGAGAGCCAUUAAGAGGGUGUUGUAGCCAGUGUUAGAACAACCUUGCAGCUAAGGGCAAGUCAGUGCAAAAGCAACUAUGCUCUUUCUAUCAGAGGCCAUAUGGUUUGGUCUUGUGACCAAAUAAAUAAUUGCCAGCUACAUAAUCACAUACCAGGAAACAAAGGUAGUUAAAAUCAGUAUUAGCUGCUGUAUCUGCUGACUGCUUACCGGGCUUGGUGAAAAAACUCCAGCAACAGAAGCAGGAGAUAAUCUUGGAUGGGCUUUGAAAUUUGAAAGUUCCGUGUGGUAGUCUAAUUUGGGAUAAAUACUACAUCACGUUGGAUGCAAUUGUCUUCCUGAGUUAUUGGUUGGCAGAACAUGCUACUCUUGUUCUAAAAAAGAAACCCAGUGGAUUGCUACAAAAGACUUGGUUGAAUUUCUGAGAGGAAAUGUCUGUGGCUGCUGGAUGCUGAGCCAUUGUGAAGCAACUAACUUAAAGCCAUAUCUCAUAAGCCAGUGGUCAGUAUUUUCAAGAAGCUUUGGGAGAGUACAUCUGAACUAAGAAGAUGUGUGGAGGUACGCCAAAGACUGCACACAACACAGGAGGGCAAACAGAACGAGCAAGAAACAGUAAUAAUGCCUCUUGCCCACUGGGAAAUAAUAUCUCAAACACAGGAUUAGAUAAAAAGACUAAAAAAUCUUUUGUGCCAGAACAGAGCACUGAUCGUAAAAGCAGUAUCAAUACAUUGCUGCAAAACAGCUGGUCCUGUUCAGAGUUUGAUUUGAAUGAAAUCCGCCUGAUAGUUUACCAGGAUUGUGAGAGAAGAGGCAGACAGGUCUUGUUUGAUUCCAAAGCAGUCCGCAAAGUUGAUGAGGCAGCAGCUCAGAAAAUAGUAGAGGAUGCUCCGGGAAAGGCUUCUGCCAAGUGCUGCCAAACAAGCAAUGGGACCAAUAGUACUUCUUCCCACAGUUCAUCAGUGGGCUGUACACAUCACGUCAAGGACCAGCUUCCAAAGUACCAGUACACUAGACCAGCCUCGGACGUCAACAUGCUUGGAGAAAUGAUGUUUGGCUCAGUGGCAAUGAGUUACAAAGGUUCUACCUUGAAAAUCCACUACAUACGCUCUCCUCCGCAGCUUAUGAUAAGUAAAGUGUUCUCAGCUAGAGUGGGAAGCUUCAGUGGAAGCACAAAUAACUUGCAAGAUAGCUUUGAAUACAUCAACCAAGAUCCCAGUCUUGGAAAAUUGAGCUCUAAUCAAAAUGGUUUGGGCACCUGCCGUAGUGGAAGUAAUCUAGGUGUGUUACAGCUGUGUAGCAGCAAAGUGCUGCAGGGUGUAUCUGAAGGAGUUCCCCUCCGGCUCAUCCGGAGUGCUUCUUUCUUUGCAGCACAUAGCACACCCGUUGAUAUGCCUAGCAGAGGGCAAAAUGAGGACAGAGACAGCGGCAUUGCUCGGUCAGCAUCUCUGAGCAGUCUUUUGAUUACACCGUUUCCAUCACCAAGCUCCUCAUCCUCCUCUUCCAGCAGCUACCAGCGCCGCUGGCUCCGAAGUCAAACCACAAGUUUAGAAAACGGAAUUAUUCCAAGGUGGUCCACUGAAGAGACUUUUAGCAUGGCUGAUGAAAGCUGCAGUUCCAAUCCUGCUAUGAUUCGGAGGAAAAAAAUUGCCAUUAGCGUAAUUUUCUCUCUGCCUGAAAGAGAAGAUGCACAGAGGAACUUCCAGGACUUCUUUUUCUCUCACUUCCCUCUAUUUGAAUCCCAUAUGAACAAGUUAAAGAGUGCAAUUGAAAAGGCUAUGAUCCUCUGUAGAAAAAUAGCAGAAUCCAGCCUAAGAGUACAGGUUUAUAUCAACCGUGUCACGGAUGCCCUGGAAGAAUUCAGACUUACAAUCUGGAACCUAUAUUCAGUUCCAAGGAUCGCAGAACCUGUGUGGCUUACCAUGAUGUCCAGCACUUUGGAAAAGAACCAGCUAUGCCAGCGCUUUCUUAAGGAAUUUACACUUCUGAUAGAACAGAUCAACAGAAACCAGUUCUUAGCUGCUUUAUUGACUGCGGUGCUGACCUAUCACCUGGCGUGGGUCCCAACUGUAAUGCCAGUUGACCAUCCUCCCAUAAAGGCCUUCUCUGAGAAAGGCACAUCACAAUUUGUAAACCUGCUGGCAAAAUCACAUCCUUAUAACCCUCUCUGGGCACAGCUCGGUGAUCUGUAUGGAGCCAUAGGCUCUCCCGUUAGGCUGACACGGACUGUGAUUGUUGGAAAACAUAAGGAAUUAGUUCAACGUAUUCUCUACGUUCUAACAUACUUCCUACGGUGCUCUGAGCUACAGGAAAAUCAACUGGCCUGGAAUGGGAAAGUUGGAGAGGAGGAGCAACUGCUAAAUGGAAGCAAGAUCACAACUACAUUGGAAAAGGGAGAGGUUGAAGAAUCUGAUUAUGUGGUUGUCACUGUUAAGAAUGAACCUGCUCUUGUGCCUCCAAUCCUACCUCAGAAGAAUGGUGGAAAUCAAACCACUAGCACUGUGGGGUAUGACAGUAACCCAGAGAGCUCUCCUGCUCUUCCAAUGUCCUCGAAAGAAAAGAAUGAAGAAGUAACAGGAAAGGCUGAUCAGAGCUCCAGGACAUCCUGUAUUUCAUCAAAAGACUGCACAUUUGGCAGUUCUGAGUCUAAAGGAAUGGUGGAUGAUGGUAGGAAAGGGAAGGUAGUUGAUGAUAUAGGAGCUGUGUCCUACCACUUUGAAGAACAAAUUGAAUCAGAGGAUAUAACGGAUGACUUAAAGAAUAGCAACCAGGCCACAAGUGAAGUAGCAGAAAAGCCAUCUGACAGGUCAUCUGCUGUACCAUGUCCUGAGAGGUUUGUUGAUAGGAAUCCUCAUUUAGAAAGGGUCACUUUCCAGAUUGGAAGUUCUACAUCGCCAGAGUCAGAUUUAGAAACUCGCAAGAGUGACCUGGAUGAAAAUUUUAGGGCGUUCAAAAAAAAUCUACAGGUAGAAAGCUGUACUUCAAGUCCACCAAAUGUGCCUGCAGAAGCUUUCCAGAGCCAACAAGAAACUUCCAAAGCCUCCCUUAAGCCAUUACACAUUAGGCGUGAUAUCUGGUAUACACAGAUUCCAUCAUGUGACGCGAGUGCGAGUAUAUUUGAUGAAUAUUUUGCUGAGGGUAAUAAAAUUGAAAUGAAUGUAGCAAAUACUUCUACUCUGCGUGGCUUGUCAGAUGAACCACUUAAGCCAUCUGAUAACAAAAUAGAAACUGCAAAAACAGAAAUCUUGGAGGAAGCUAGAACCCUGUGCUCCAAGAAUGGGGGCGUCCAUUCAAUUGACUCUGUUAAAACCAGUUCUGACGUACAGGACUCUGGCCAAGUAGUCACUGAAGAUGUCCCCUAUGGGGAUGCUGGAAGGAAAAUCCCCUUCCGAAUCGAAGGGGAUAUUCCUAGGAAUGAGAGUUCAGAUAGUGCACUUGGAGACAGCGACGACGAUAGUGCUUCAUGUAUCUCUGAUCUACACCCUCGAGGCCAUGUCCGCAAUAGGCAUGAAGAAUUUACAGAAGUAGAACUUCCUUUACCAAGAUUCAACAUAAUCAGCAGUCCAAGUGUGAAAAACUUUGGAAGGUCACUUCUCGGUGGUUACUGUCCCACAUACAUGCCUGAUCUGGUACUGCAUGGAAUAAGUAAUGAUGAAAAACUCAAGCAGUGGUUACCAGCAGAUCUGCUUCAUGCAGUGCAUCAUCCAGUACUAGAUGAGCCCAUAGCAGAAGCUGUCUGCAUUAUUGCCGAUACGGAUAAAUGGAAUGUACAGGUGGCUACAAGCCAGAGAAAGAUGAUGGACAAUAUGAAGCUAGGCAAAGAUGUCUUAGUCUCCAGUCAAGUGUCCAGUUUGCUGCAGUCCACUUUACAGCUUUACAAACUCAACCUCCCAGCUGACUUCUGCAUAAUGCACCUUGAGGAUAGGCUACAGGAGAUGUACCUCAAAAGCAAAAUGCUCUCGGAAUACCUGCGAGGACAUACAAGAGUUCAUGUAAAAGAGCUAGGAAUUGUAUUGGGGAUUGAAUCCAAUGACCUGCCUUUGUUGGCUGCUAUCGCAAGCACUCACUCCCCGUAUGUUGCUCAAAUACUCUUAUAAGUUAAAAUCUCAGAAUAGUCAUCCCCUGAACAAACUACAGGAGUCUUGAAUGAAGAACAGACAUGCCAAGCACCGGUAAAGGGGAACAGUGAGGGGAGCAGGUGAUGACACUGCAUUCCAACACCUUUUGAUUCUACUUUCAGCUGGACGCUUUAUCUAAAGACUUCAGUUUACAUACUGUAAAAGGCAUUCAGGUUGUUUUUUUUUUUUUUACACUCUCACCUCUGAGUUAACGAAUCAUGAAGGUAAAUGCAUCCUUGCCGUCUUUUUAAAUGACCGCGAACUACAGCGAACACUGAACUGUCAGCAGAAAACACUGCUUAAAGUAAACCAUGAAGUGGCAGUAAAAAGAACACGUGGAAUAGGAUGGUUCUUCUAAGACUGCACUUGAGAUCUCAUAGUGUUUUGUGCGCUUCUUUGGUUGCGGAGCUGGAGUUGUAAACUAUGUAAAUAGCAUUCCUAUACAGAGGUGCGUGGAUGGAUAUGAAGUUUUGCAGAACACAAACAUCCUUUUGUAUUGUAAUAGUGGCCGGCUCAAAACAAGAAACUUGGACUCAGCAGCUGAGUUAUGUGGUGUGUUUGAGGUUUAUUGUUUUUUUUUUUUUUUUUUUUAAGGAUGAAAGGAAGCUGCAGCUGCAUCUAGUUUUACUGAUGAGGAAACAGAAUGAGCUCAGAUUAUAAUUAGUGCCACCCCAACAUUAGGAUGAAGAAGGCUUUUUGAGAGAGGAGGAUUUUUUAGGAAGCCUUAUGGAAUUUCUACUACAAGUUUACAUUGUUGCAUUUGCAACAUUAAUAGAUUUUUGAGUUUCUGUAUGACCUGUAAAAUUGGAAAUUGGUCCUAAGUCUUAAUGGAAUUAGAUAUUGCCAUCUGAGAUAUUUCUGUUUAACAAGCUAACGUACAAUAUGUUACCAAAUGUGUUAGAGUGUGUGUGUGUGUGUGUGUGUGUGUGUGUGUGUGCAUACAACAACCAAUUGGCAUAAACUCAACAAAAGUUUAUUUAAAAAAAAAAAUCAGUGGUCAAAUGCAUCGCUACUAUUUGGAGAUGACUCUUCAUUCACAUUGAAAGUAGAGGCUGUUUUAAGUGAAACAGAGAGGACAAUGACAAGCCUGGACAUCCAUGAUUUAUUAGAAUGAACAUUCACAAACAUCUACUAUGAUGCUACAGAACUUUUGCACUAUCAUCUCAAUGCCUUCUGAUCUAUUAAGGACUAACUGCUUUGAGGAAGAAACUUGCCCAUUAGGUCAAAUAGUUCAUAGCACCAGUCUCUAUUGUUCCAUACAAUAGUAUACAAUUAUCUAAAAUUCUCUGCUCAUAGGCACAGUUAACGUCACAUGCAAUGUAUACACAGCAAGGUACAAAGUUACAUUUUUUCAUCAAACACUAUUUAGCAGCAUAUGAAACUAUUUAGACCAAGAAAGGGCAAAAGGAAAUAAAAAUAUUAUUUUCAAAGAAAGGAAGCGAGAGUCAAGGAACCCACCCAAGCAGAGUGUUAGACUAUCAAACAUUCUGUGGAAACACAGACAUGAGUAGUAUAGGGCACUUUUGGCACGUGAUAUCAAGCUGUCUAAAUGCUUGUUUAGAAACAUGAACUCUUUCUACUAGAAUCAUUACUGCCUGCUAGGAUUCAUUAAUUGGCUCACUGACCCAUCCUUUCUGGUGAUUCCAGAAUUCCCAGUAUUGGAGGGACCCAUUUAAGCACAGUUUCAGUUUAUACUGCCCUGAUAAUUGGGUUUUCUAAAGAGAAUCUUCAAUAAUUAAAAUGAGAAAAGGUGAGUAUUAUGGGGGUUUUCAUUUUGUUCUAAAUGUGACAAAGAAUUGCCCUUAAAUCUUGUUAGUCAGUCUCUCUCUCUCUGAGAGGAACGUGCAGAUUUACCAUGAGAAAUUUCUGUGCAGGUUUGUUUGUCCAAGUUGAAGGACUCUUAAUUUCCAGGUAUGAUUUCUAAACAGAUACGCUUGUUUUAAGAUUUUGUUUCUCCAAUCUAACAUUCCAGGAAUCUCCUUUUGCAUAGUACUUACAUAGUGUGUCUACCCAGCAAUGAAACACCCAUGGAUGGCCCAUGUCAGCUAACUCAGUUUGCAGGUAUAUAAAAUUGCAGAGUAUACUUUCAGGCUUGGGUUGGAGCAUGGACUGUGGAACACCUCCUCAUGGGGUCCAAGAGGCCGUGCUUCACCCCAAGCCCAAAUGUCUACACUGCAAUAUUGACCUGGGCCAGUCAAGGGUGUUUAAUUGCACUGUAGACAUUUAGUCCUUUUUCCCAAUGUGCUCUUCAGAAUGGCUACAAUCUUCCUGAGGUUUGGGUUAUCUCUUAUUACUGAUGCAUGAAGAAAUCUGCUUGCCCUGAUUUGGUUCCCCUGAGCUGCUUUGACCUCCACUUCAUGGUUUGCUUGAAACCAAAUGACACAACCAGUGCACCUGUUGUCAAACUUCCCCGCUCCGCUUAGUAAGUGUAUAGGUGUGUGUAAUGACUUCCCUUGUAAGUAUGCAUGAAUUCUGUAUUUUAUUCAUUCUCGUUACUUCAUUCCCUGCAGUUUUUUCAGAGUAAUUUAGUUUGUCUAGUUCCUGUUUAUGUUCAACAAAAAAUGGCUUGUCUUGCUUCCAUCUGAACUGAGUUGAGUCCCAGUUUGCAGAGAGAUGCCUGCAAGCGGACCUCUGUAUCCACAUGGAGCCCCAUUGAAGGCAAGUCAACCUGCACACGUCAUGUUGCAGGAUUAGAACCUUGAUCAGAAGUCCUUAAUAUAUUACUUACCCCCAACAAAUGCUGCUGUUUGAUAAAAUUGUACAUUAAUUUAAGAUGUAUGAAUUGAUGAUUCAAAUGCGCUCGACUUUUCUUCAGCCCAAUAUAAAAUCUUUACAGUGUAGUUAUUGCCCUUUAUAUAACUCUUUGCUGCGCUUCACAAAUUACACAAUGAGACUGCCCUAUUUUUGGUCUCAAAUUUCAUUUCUAAAAUUAAGGUUUGUAUAAUUCAUUUUAAAAAAAUGUUGGCAUUAGUCUAAAGAAACUUAAAUAUUUCUUCCUUCCACCAAAUAUACUACCUCAAUUGACAGGAUAUUACCUUCAGGGCUUCAACUUUGUAAGGCUUACCUGUUGAACGUUUUUGUAGCAUCUUGCUGGUUGGGCAAGUUACUGUGGCAUGACAGAGCAGAAAGUAUGUACAAAUGUUGUUGUGUUAGACAUCUUAUAGCAUGUUUCAGUUUUAUUUUUUUAAUAGAAUGAAAAGUGGAAUGAAUGUACAGGAAAAAUGUUUAAAACUUACAGUGAAAUAAAAAUAUAGCUUAAAUCUUCAAGAUUCCAAAGCUUUUUUUAUUUUUAUCAGUAUUAUAAUCUUUUGUAAACUUCUUAAUACAUAUUUUUCUUGGUUUUUCAAGUGAGGCUGAGUAAUCUUUCAAAACCCUACAGAAAUGCAGUUUACACAUUCCAAUGUAAAAAAAGUACACUCUUCAGAUUAAAUUAAACGUUUACAAACCUGGGAGAGAAAUGCCAAUACAGGUGAACACUAAGCUGUAGGACUGCAUAAAAUUAAGUCUCUUAAUCUAAAGCAGUUGCAGUAAGAGUUAAACAUUUUAAUCUAGUUUAUAGCUUCCCAAAUUAUUAAUGAAUCUUCACUAUAGUUCUUUUGCCUCAAAUAUAUGAAUAUAUACUUUUAAUUCUGUGUGUGUUUCAUAGCUAUAAUUUGGAGGACAAAAUUAUAAAUAAGUUGUUUUGCUUGUAUAUUUUCACUCUUGAAAGUGAAAAGCCCUUUUUCAAAAUACCAAACUGUUGUAUGUAAAGGUGACACAACUUGGUCACUAUCUAAAGCAAAAUUUCCCUCUCCCCGCCCUCCUCUCUUGACUUAAAAGGACUCAAAUCAGAAUUGAGUCUAAACUGCCAAUUAUACGCUAUACAUUAGCUACUCCAGUUAAAUGGAUUAAAAUGAGAUACAUAACUGGUUAUCCAUACUAGAAGCAAAUCUGAUUGUGUUGCUAUUGCAUGUUUUAUGAAAGGAUUUCCAUUUUUUAGGAUUGACUGAAUGGGUACCAGUAUCAAACUGUGUGGAAAUUUUUUUCUUACUGCUGUUUAUGUACAGUAUAAUUUUGGUCUAUUUCUUUGCGAAAUUUGGUGCAAUAAACUCUUUGAAUUC
This is a messenger RNA of Dermochelys coriacea (leatherback sea turtle), 8755 nucleotides long. RefSeq names its product folliculin interacting protein 2 (gene FNIP2). The record is from RefSeq and is a predicted model, not a curated record. The coding region runs from base 1089 to 4634 and encodes 1181 amino acids. NCBI's taxonomy places the organism in Eukaryota, Metazoa, Chordata, Testudines, Dermochelyidae. The transcript has 18 exons. Gene Ontology annotation, cellular component: cytoplasm. Gene Ontology annotation, molecular function: ATPase inhibitor activity; protein-folding chaperone binding.